Messenger RNA from Monopterus albus (swamp eel), 2127 nucleotides. RefSeq names its product cytohesin-3. The record is from RefSeq and is a predicted model, not a curated record. Gene Ontology annotation, biological process: regulation of ARF protein signal transduction. The transcript is spliced from 13 exons. NCBI's taxonomy places the organism in Eukaryota, Metazoa, Chordata, Actinopteri, Synbranchiformes, Synbranchidae. Gene Ontology annotation, molecular function: guanyl-nucleotide exchange factor activity. Bases 412 to 1596 code for a protein of 394 amino acids.
UGAGUGUAGGUGUCUGGGUGUAGUUAGCAGGGGGCGGGGCUUCAUGACGUAGUCGCGCUUGCAGGGUAACGUGAAUGCAGACGGAGCAACUGAGGAUGAGGCAGAGACAGAGAAAAGAGCUGCUGCUGUCUCAUGUCGUGGGCAUACACCUCUGAAAUAUCCCUUCUGCAAUUAAGAAGCACCCUUUAAUUUACACCCAGACUGCGGCUUCUUUUUUCCUCUGUUUUUCUGUUCAUUUCGCUGCUGACAGUCCACUUCACCCAUAUGUCUGUCAACACAACACCGGCUUCCUCCGUCUUGUUAGUGAAAGGAAAGAAAACCUCGCUGAAAACACUCAGUAAAAUAUAUUUUCCGUGAGGUUUCAGCCGAACACACCUUCUGCUGGACCGUCCUGUCACAGCUGCAAUCAAUAUGGAUGAAGAGACUCACGUUCCCGAGGAUCUGUCGCAGGAAGAGAGGGACGAGCUGACAAACAUCCGACGCAGGAAGAGAGAGCUGCUCGACGAUAUUGAGAGGUUGAAGCUGGAGAUAGCAGAGGUCAUGACGGAGAUCGAGCAGCUGGCAUGCAUUGGAGAAAGUAAAACAUCCCAGAGAAACAAACAGAUUGCCAUGGGCAGGAAGAAAUUCAACAUGGAUCCAAAAAAGGGAAUCCAGUUCCUGCUGGAGAACGACCUCCUUCAGCACACUCCCGAGGACAUCGCCCAGUUCCUGUACAAAGGCGAGGGCCUCAACAAGACUGUCAUCGGAGACUACUUAGGCGAGCGGGAUGACUUCAACAUCAAGGUACUCCAGGCUUUUGUGGAGCUACAUGAGUUUGCAGACCUCAACCUCGUCCAAGCGCUACGGCAGUUCCUGUGGAGUUUCCGUUUGCCAGGUGAAGCCCAGAAGAUCGACCGCAUGAUGGAGGCAUUCGCCUCACGGUACUGCCAGUGCAACCCCGGAGUCUUCCAGUCGACAGAUACCUGCUAUGUGCUGUCGUUUGCUAUCAUCAUGCUGAACACCAGCCUGCACAAUCCAAAUGUCAGAGACAAGCCCCCAGUGGAGCGCUUUAUUUCCAUGAACAGAGGCAUCAAUGAAGGAGGAGAUCUUCCAGAGGAGCUUCUCAGGAACCUUUAUGACAGCAUCAAAAAUGAGCCCUUCAAAAUCCCAGAGGAUGAUGGGAAUGAUCUGACGCACACAUUCUUCAACCCUGACAGAGAAGGCUGGCUCUUAAAGCUUGGUGGCAGAGUGAAGACAUGGAAGAGAAGGUGGUUCAUUCUGACCGACAACUGCCUCUACUACUUUGAAUACACAACAGAUAAAGAGCCCCGUGGGAUUAUUCCUCUGGAGAACCUGAGUAUCAGAGAGGUGGACGAGCCCAGGAAACCUAAUUGCUUUGAGCUGUACAACCCCAACCACAAAGGUCAGGUGAUCAAGGCCUGCAAGACAGAAGCAGACGGGCGCGUCGUCGAGGGCAACCACGUGGUGUACAGGAUAUCUGCCCCCACGCCGGAGGAGAAGGAGGAGUGGAUCAAAUCUAUCAAAGCGAGCAUCAGCAGGGAUCCUUUCUACGACAUGCUCGCUACCAGGAAGAGGAGGAUAGCCAAUAAAAAAUGAUGACCGCCCAUCUUCAACCACAUCACUAGUUUCUGUGCCCAGCAGAGCCCUUGUGUAUGUAUGUUUCUAUGUUAUGGGGGUUUGAAGGACUCCCAUGCAUUCUUUCAGGGCAGCAGCAGACACACAUGGGCGUUUUCCAGACUAAAUGGAUCAUUUUUAGUUCCACAUGAAGAUUGUCAGUGCACAGAUGUGGAUGUGAAGAUUUUAUUUAUGCCUGCACAGACUUUGAACACUGAGAAUGCAGAAGAAAGAACUGUGUGCAAAAUCCUUAUCAAGAAAAAGGAUUAAGGAUGAAGACAGCAGAUGACUGGAAGAACAGCCAUGACUGGAAUCAUGGGACAUCUUUGUAUGUGCACAUAAUGUGGCUAUGGUGAUGUCGCCCUCUGCUGGACACACAAGGAAUUAAAUCUACUGCACUGCACAUGCAGAGCGAGGAUUUGAAAUCUGAAUCCGCAUCAUGAUGUGGUGCUCUUAUUGUCCGGGCUCACCUGGGUGGUCAUCGGCCACUGACAUUCCCGGAUGCCAGUCCAC